Messenger RNA from Antechinus flavipes (yellow-footed antechinus), 1787 nucleotides. It is a transcript of the gene TEKT2, whose product is annotated as tektin 2. Gene Ontology annotation, biological process: cilium assembly; cilium movement involved in cell motility. Gene Ontology annotation, cellular component: microtubule cytoskeleton; nucleus. Lineage: Eukaryota; Metazoa; Chordata; Mammalia; Dasyuromorphia; Dasyuridae. The record is from RefSeq and is a predicted model, not a curated record. Bases 335 to 1759 code for a protein of 474 amino acids. The transcript has 10 exons.
UCUUGUCGCUGGAGCGCCUGCUGGGCUCCCAUCUUCUCAUUCCGACCAAACCUGACCGUACCCUUCCAUCCUCUCCGGGGAGGCCCGGAAGACUGGGCAGCCGUCCGAAAUUGAGGCGCCGAAGGCCCUCUCAGGAGCUCUUACCCAGACUGAAUUCCCGAGGACUGCGUCUUACACUUCCCUAAUCUCCCAUGUAACCUCCAGCCCAGAGCCCAUGUAGGGCUUAAGGGGAAGGGACGUGACUGAGACAAUGAACGGUUGACUGAGUCUGGCACACUUGGGCGAGCUGAAGGCAUCCAGGGACAGGUGUGAGUGCCGCUUCCAGCCUUGAACCAUGGCCACACUGAGCAAGCCUAGUGAACGCUUCCAAUUGUCUGAUUGGCACAAUUGCAACCACCAGCUUUCCUCUAAUGCUGAACAGCAGAGGGAUCCCUCACACCAGAUGAGACAGGAGUUCCGCAUUCUCCGCAAUGAGACCAACAACCAGACCAUAUGGGAUGAACAUGACAACCAGACCCGCCUGUCAGAGCGAAUAGAUUCUGUUGAGCGAUGGAAGGAGACACUAGAAAGAUGUCUAACUGACCUAGAUGUUGAGAUUGAUGCCUUGACACAGAUGAAGGAGGUAGCAGAGCGGGCCCUGCAGGCCAAGAACCUCCCUCUGGAUGUGGCCAUUGAGUGCCUAACACUGCGGGAGAGCCGGCGGGACAUUGAUUUGGUGAAGGAUUCUGUGGAGGAUGAGCUGCACAAGGAAGUGGAGGUGAUUGAUCGCGCCAAGGAAGCCCUGCAGCAGAAGAUCAGAGAGAUCUUUGAGCAACUUUGCCUUCUUCAAGAGGCAAGGCAGCAACUGAACUUUGACCAGCGAGACAAGAUGGAAGCACUAGAGAUAGAUAGAGUCUGCCUCUCACUCAAUGUUCACUCCCCCAAUCUCUCUCUGAAGGUCAACCCUACUCGCAUUCCCAAUGGCUCCUGCACGAUACAGCAGUGGGAUGACUUUAGUCAAUACAACAAGGAACGAGCAGAGGCUGAGAGGAAGGCUUCUGCAGACCUGCGAGAAGCUACAGCCCUCACCAUUGCUGAGACUAAAAAUGAAUUGGAAGCCCAGCGUGUGGCCACUGAGUUUGCCUUCAGAAAGAGGAUGCGAGAAAUAGAGAAGGCCCUGAAUGGGCUCAAGUGGCAGGAGAAAAGCACCUUGGGAGAAACUGUGGACUUUGAAGAGGAUAUCCGACAGGUGGAGGAAGAUCUAUCCAUAAAGAUGCGGAAUAUGAAGCUAGCACACACCAGGCUGGAUAUCCGAACAUAUAGACCCAAUAUGGAGCUGUCCAGGGACCAGGUGCAAUAUGGGCUCACUAAUGAAGUGCAUCAGCUGGAAGCUAACAUCGCUACCCUGAAGCAGAAACUAACUCAGGCACAGGAUACUCGAGGUGGCUUUUACAAGCAACUGGCCCGGAUCCAGGCUGACAUUGCCUGCAAAACCAACUCCUUGAUGUUGGACUCCAAGUGUUUGGACAUCCGCCGAAAGCUGAUGGUACCAGCUGAGAAAUUCGUGCCAGAAGUAGAUACCUUUAACCGAACCACCAACCGCUAUCUGGCCCCACCCAAGAACCAGCAGCAGGAGCUGGCUCCACAUGAAGAAGCCACAGGAAAUGGAAAUGGGAUUGGGAAUGGGGCCAGGAAUGGGAUCGGGAAUGGGAUCAGAAAUGGGACCAGGAAUGGGACCGGGAAUGGUUCCGGGAAUGGGACCGGGAAUGGGAGAGUCUAAGUCUAAUAAAACAUUAGGUGUAAUAAUA